Messenger RNA from Zea mays, 2089 nucleotides. Its product is annotated as serine-rich adhesin for platelets. The record is from RefSeq and is a predicted model, not a curated record. The transcript has a single exon. Gene Ontology annotation, biological process: negative regulation of DNA-templated transcription. Bases 306 to 1856 code for a protein of 516 amino acids. Lineage: Eukaryota; Viridiplantae; Streptophyta; Magnoliopsida; Poales; Poaceae.
CGCUGCUGCAGGUGUCCAUGAGUCUCUUCUUCUUCGUCACCAUCUUUAACCACAGACUCGCUCGUCAACUAAAAAUAACGCAAAUAUGGAUCAUUCGUUCCUGUCAAUCAUUUCAGGCCAGUUUACGUGACGGAGCUGAUGCAUCGCGUGACGCGAUGAAGAUAUAAUGGCGUCCGUCGUCACUCCUCUCCGUCUCGUCGUCGUCUUCACCAGUUCACGCUCCCUUCCCUCCCACAGAAAUGCAGGACACCUCAGGUGUCACACCUGCUCGGCCGGCCCCAUGACAUGAGUGAGUGAAUGAAUGAAUGGAACUCUCCAUCGACCUCGCUCCUGCCCUGCCCUUGCGAGGUGGCAACAGCAACAGGGAAUACAUAAAUACGGGCACAUGUCCCACGGCCCCAUCCCCACAUGAGCUGAGCAUCACCGAGUCACCGACCCGUCUCCUUCCUCCACCCUCCUCACUCCACACACGCCUCUCUCUCUCUCUCUCUCUCUCUCUCUCUCUCUCUCUCUCUCUCUCUCUCUCUCUCUCUCUGCAGCUCGGAUUAAUUGCUACCAUCCGGACAUCGGGAGCCUUCCGUUUGAGCUCGCGGGGCUCACGUACACUCAUUCACCCACCGCUCACCUCUGGUCGGUCCAUCCAUUCAACACCCACGGCCGGCGCGCGGCCUCCGAGUCCGAGCCGAGUCCGGCGAAUGGGCAGGAAGGGAGGCCUGGCCUCCAUCUUCUCCUCCUCCAAGCACUCCAAGCCCAGCGCCGGCUCCUCGGCGAGCGCGCCCUCCCCGCCGUGGCCGUGGCCGUCCUGCGCGACCAAGCCGCAGACGGCGUCCUUCCGCGGGCAUGCCGGCGGCGGCGACGACCGGCCGUGCACCACGUCCGCCGCGGGGCGCUUCGAGGAAGCGGCAGCAGCACCGUGCGGCGGCGGGAGGCUGCGGCCGCGGCCGUGGCGCGGGGCCGCGCCGGGCGACGAGAUGUACAAGACCGUCAACUCGGUCUACUUCGACGCCGCCGACUCCCGCCGCUUCUUCUUCUUCGACGACGACGACGACGGAGGGGACGAUGACGCGGCGGACGACUUGCUCGACCUCGAAGUCGGGAGCUUCUGCACGACAACGGCCUCCGAGGAGUGGUCAGAGGCCGUCAUCCGCAGCCUCGGCCGGACGUCCACGGACCGCUUCUUCUUCGACGCGGGCCCGGCGCCCGGGCCCGCCGCGGCGUCCAACUCCGUCCUCGCCGCCUCGCCGUCGCCGUCCCCGUCCCCAGGCCGGGCACUGGCGCCGCCUCCGCGCGUGGAGGCUCCCAUGUCGCUGCAGGCGGCGCUGUCGCCGUCCGCGGCGGCAGCGAUGACGCUGUCCGACGACCCCGCCGACUCUGGCUCCAACGACGGGGUCAGCGAGGCCGAGCUGCCGCCGCCGGCGUCGGCGUCGGCGUCGGCGUCGGCGCUGGUGGAGGAGAGCGUGGCGGUGGCGCUGGACUCGGAGGACCCGUUCCGCGACUUCCGCGCGUCCAUGCACGAGAUGGUGGCCGCGCACGGACUCCGUGACUGGGCGGCGCUGCAGGAGAUGCUGCUCUGGUAUCUCCGCAUCAACGGCAAGCACAACCACGCGCUCAUCGUCGGCGCCUUCGUCGACCUCCUCGUCGGUCUCGCCACGAGCACGAGCAGCAGCAGCAGGGCCGCCUCUCCCUCCGCCACCACGACCACAAUGACGACAACGACAGCCUGCUGCUGCUGUAGUAGUAGCAGCACAAGCAGCUCCAGUACUAGCAGUAGCGCCGCCAGCGGUGGCGAUGGCUCUAGCACUUCCGCCGCUGCAGCUGCAAUGCAACCACGGAUGAGCGAUGCGGCGGUGGAAUAAGUGCCGGCACGUCCUCGUGCUCCUCGGCUUCGUAUGAUCUGGAAGAGGAGGCUGUUGCCGGGGAGAGGUAAAGCAAUGACCAUUGCACAACUAGCAAUGCACUCACUUGUUGCUGUUCUUGAUGCUCUGCUCGCAUCGAUGUAAUACUACUUUUGAAGUUAUUAGUACUGUACAAGGCAGCAAGGUCUCGGUUAAAUCAGGAGGUAACAGGCACGGCAUCGCCUGAUCGGUUA